UUUGAUUUGUGACUUAAUUGAGAUAUUAUUUUCUUGGUUUUGAAUUUGAUUGAGUAAAGAAAAAUAUGACGGAUAAAGGGAAGGAAAAUGACUAUUAUUUGAUGGAAGACAGCGAUGACGACGAUGAGAAGAAUGAUAUCGAAGCGAAUAAUAGUGAUGAUGAUGAUAACGAUAACGACGAUGAUAAUGAGAAUGAUAAUGAUGAUAUUUCGAGUAGGAGAUCUUCGUCUUCUCAAGUUUCAUCGGGUCAACAAUGGCCCCGGAGUUACAAGCAGACUCUUGAUUCAUACUCUAUUUCAGCAACGCCAAGUUUGGGAUUCCUUAGACGCCCAUCUGGUUCUAUAUAUUCUUUAUAUGAACCUGGGAUUGAUAGUAACUUUGAUGAUAAUAUAAAGUCUAAGUUGUUGAUCGAAUGUUCAAAGAUUUAUAGCAAACAAGAUUUAGAUAGAAUCUCUAGAAAGAUUUCAACGUGGUCAGGGAGAGGCUCUUUGCCCAAUCAACUCAUUGAUGAACUCCCCAUUACCUUCGGAUGCAGUGUCACUCAGACUGUUUUCAAUUCGGUGAAUGUGAUGGUUGGAGUUGGUGUUCUUUCAAUGCCAAACACAAUUGCAGAAGCUGGGUGGGUAGGCAUGGGUGUGCUAUUCCUUUUUGCAGUGAUGUGUUGCUACACAGCUUAUCUCAUGAAGUUUUGCUUCGAGAACAAUGAAAACAUUCAAUCAUAUCCUGAUAUUGGAGAAGCUGCAUUUGGGAAAUAUGGCCGUCUUAUCAUCUCAAUCAUUUUGUAUACAUCACUCUACGCAUAUUGUGUGGAGUUCAUUAUUCUGGAAGGAGAUAAUCUCACUAGUUUAUUUCCUGGUGCAUCCUUGCAUUUGGGUGGUCUCCAACUGGACUCAGUGCACUUGUUCACAAUUCUUUCUGCAAUUGUAAUGGUACUCACCCUUUUGGUGAAAAACGUCCGAGUGAUCUCAUACCUUUCAGCUACUGGUGUUGUGGCUACUGUUAUGGUGAUCCUCUGUGUGUUUUGGCUUGGGACAGUGGACGUUGGCUUUCAUGAAAGUGGUCCACCGAUUAAGUUGGGUGGCAUUGCUUUCGCACUUGGUAUAUAUGGAUUUUGCUUUUCGGGGCAUGUUGUGUUCCCAAAUAUAUACCAGUCAAUGGCUGACAAAACAAAGUUUACAAAGGCAAUGAUCAUAACUUUUUUGUUGUGUGUUUUGAUGUAUGGGAUUGUUGCGGUUUUGGGUUUUCUCAUGUUUGGAGAAAAUUCGUUAUCCCAGAUAACACUAAACAUGCCUGACGAUGCGCUUGCUUCAAAAGUUGCUUUGAUAACUGUUAUUAUCAAUCCGUUUACCAAGUAUGCCUUGCUAAUGAACCCAUUGGCUAGUGCCAUUGAAGAGCUUUUACCUGUUAAAGUUGCAAACAGUUAUUGGUGUUUUAUAAUUCUACGAAUAGCACUUGUUGCAUCCUCCAUUGGCGUUGCGUUUUCCCUUCCAUUUUUCGGUCUUGUGAUGGCGUUGACGGGUUCAGUCCUAUGUAUCUUAGUGUCUCUCAUAUUGCCAGCCCUGUGUUUUUUGAGAAUUAACGGAAGUAAGGCCACAACAACACAAAUUGGUUUGAGCGUUGGUAUCACGGUGUUGGCCGUCAUCUGCAUGAUUUUGGGGACGUACUCAUCUUUAGCAGAUAUCGCGAAUGAACUUUGAAAUCAAACAAUGUCUCUUUUUCUGCAGUUUUUUUGUUGUAAAACUUGCAUACUUUUUAUUAAUAAACAUGACGACUUGAAUCUA
This is a messenger RNA of Erigeron canadensis, 1781 nucleotides long. Its product is annotated as amino acid transporter AVT1A-like. Gene Ontology annotation, cellular component: plasma membrane. Lineage: Eukaryota; Viridiplantae; Streptophyta; Magnoliopsida; Asterales; Asteraceae. The record is from RefSeq and is a predicted model, not a curated record. The transcript has 12 exons. Bases 66 to 1697 code for a protein of 543 amino acids.